ACAUGAGUUAGCCUUCAAUUUGAUUUAUUUUUGAGCAUGAACGGUGCAGCAUUUGCGCGAAUGCUGUGCAUUGAUCUACCCAUAUUUCCCCUCGAUCAUACCGACAGUGUUUGCGUAUUGGUACACCAAAAGUAACGUUACAUCAACUUGCAGCGCGUUCGGAUUUUAUCGAACAAAUGCAUCAAAUUGAAUGCGUAGACGGGUUUACAGAAAUGGUAGCAGAAGAUGAAUGUUGAAGUUUUGUUGCACGCAUAUCAAGAUGACGCUGCGUACCAUUUUUCUCAAAACAGUGUAGGUGUGUUCCAUGUGUAGAAUCAACAAAGUUGCGCCAACGCUGCGUUUUCAGACACGCUUAAUCGAACGCGAAGCAAUACACAUUGGUAACAAACAACAAAUCCAGGCUUCAGCUGUUUGGUUGAUCUUAUGGACCACUUGGCAUCUUUUGGAAAUGACCCUUCUGACAAGCCCCCAUGUCGAGGUUGCUCAUCUAACCUGGUGGAACCCUAUAUAAAAUGUGCGGAGUGUGGACCCUCACCUUUCCUUCUCUGUCUCCAGUGUUUUACCAGAGGGUUUGAGUUCAAGAAACAUGAGAGUAAUCACAAGUAUGAAAUCAUGACAUCAGACUUCCCUGUGCUGGAACCUAGCUGGACAGCACAGGAGGAGAUGGCCCUUCUGGAAGCAGUCAUGGACUGUGGCUUUGGGAACUGGCAGGAUGUGGCGUAUCAGAUGCGCACCAAAAACAAGGAGGAGUGUGAAGCCCACUACAUGAAGAACUUCAUCAACAAUCCCCUGUUCUCCUCCACCCUGCUCAACCUCAGACAGAUAGAGGAGGCUCGUACUGCAGACACAGCCAUUCCCUUCAAACCCACUGACGACCCCCCCAGGCCCACCUUUGACUCCCUGUUGUCUCGAGACAUGGCUGGAUACAUGCCUGCCAGAGCAGACUUCAUGGAGGAAUUUGACAACUAUGCUGAGUGGGAUCUGAAAGACAUUGAUUUUGUGGAUGAUGACUCAGACAUACUACAUGCGCUGAAGAUUGCCGUUGUUGACAUAUACCAUUCAAGGUUAAAGGAGAGAGGAAGAAGAAAGAAGAUAAUCCGGGACCAUGGACUGAUCAACCUGAGGAAGUUCCAAAUUCUGGAGCGUCGCUACCCUAAGGAGGUACAGGAUCUGUAUGAUGCUAUGAGACGUUUUGCCAGGGUGGUGGGCCCCAUCGAACACGACAAGUUCAUAGAGAGUCAUGCAUUGGAGUUUGAGCUGAGGAGAGAGAUCGGCAGGCUACAGGAGUACAGGAGAGCAGGCAUCCAGUCUUUCUGCAGUGCCAAGGUGUAUGAGCGUGUGAAGCAGGUGAGGGAGGAUGAGCGGAGGAAGAGGACCAUGCUAGUUGAUGUGCUGCAGUACAUUCAGGACGGACGGGCCUGCCAGCAGUGGCUCAGCAAACAGGCUGCCAUUGACGCUGGUAUCACUCCUGUUGUCACCACCAUCACCACAUCAGCAACAGGCAGGAGAUGCGCCCCUCCUCUCAACCUGACUGGCCUGCCAGGGACAGAGAAGCUCAACGACAGGGAGAAAGAGUUGUGCCAGGUGGUGCGUCUGGUGCCAGGUGCCUACCUGGAGUACAAGCAGGCUCUGCUGAACGAGUGCAGGCGGCAGGGUGGUCUACGGCUGGCACAGGCCCGGGCACUCAUCAAGAUCGACGUCAACAAGACACGCAAGAUCUACGACUUCCUGAUCAAGGAGGGCUACAUCAACAAAGCCUAGGCCAGCCUGAGAGACAGGUUGUGUCCUAAAUGGGACCAUUUUCCCUAUAUAGUGCACUACUUUUGACCAGAGCCAGGUGUAAUUUGGGACCCAUUCAGAGUCAGGACUGUUCCAGCAGGGAUCAUGGCUGGACUGGACACUAACUGAUACAUUUUAUACUCAUGUUGUUUUGGUGAAAUGAUGUUGUCACGUGCUGUGAGAACUAAGUUUCAAUGGCCCUCCUUUGUUUGAAUGUUUGUUUUCCUAUCGUAUCUCUAAAUUUGUCAUCAACUUCAGGUCCUACAUUUUGCAUCAGUCUUGCCUUGUAUAUGUUCUAACUUCUAACCAAACUGACAUACCUUCCUAUUUGUACAGUACUUUAUUGUCAGUGACACAGCAGCAGAUAAGAAAAUAACAGUGUAUUUAUUUCUCCUGUAAUAAAAUGUUUUAUGUAAAAAGUA
This is a messenger RNA of Oncorhynchus mykiss (rainbow trout), 2201 nucleotides long. It is a transcript of the gene tada2a, whose product is annotated as transcriptional adaptor 2A. Gene Ontology annotation, cellular component: SAGA-type complex; nucleus. NCBI's taxonomy places the organism in Eukaryota, Metazoa, Chordata, Actinopteri, Salmoniformes, Salmonidae. The record is from RefSeq and is a predicted model, not a curated record. Gene Ontology annotation, molecular function: chromatin binding; protein binding; zinc ion binding. Gene Ontology annotation, biological process: regulation of transcription by RNA polymerase II; chromatin remodeling.